Molecule: messenger RNA, 1866 nt
Organism: Sardina pilchardus (European sardine)
Lineage: Eukaryota; Metazoa; Chordata; Actinopteri; Clupeiformes; Clupeidae
Product: interferon alpha/beta receptor 2-like
Biological process (GO): cytokine-mediated signaling pathway
Cellular component (GO): plasma membrane
Molecular function (GO): protein binding; cytokine receptor activity
Source: RefSeq, a predicted model, not a curated record
CCCAGGUUUGACGAUCUCUGAGAACAUCUACAGUAUCUAUCGCACCAUCCUGAAUUCUGCAAACUUCCUCUGACCUAGCUACGCACGCAUGCACACACUCACACACACGUAUGCCCUCUUUACAAUAGCUAGAAGCACACACACACACACACAUGUAUGCACUCUUUACAAUAGCUAGAAGCACACACACACACGUAUGUACUCUGUACAUUAGAUACAAGACGCAAAGGAACAUUGAAGAGCACUCAGAUUGAUGCGUGCACACAUACACACACACACACACACACACGCAUACACACGUCGUUGCGUUGGAUAGUGCAGCCAUGCUACGCUGCUUCUGCUGGAUACCAGGGAUCAUAUGGACCCUACAGAUGCUGGCCACACACUACGUCGUUUCUCUUCCUCCUCCAGUGAAUCUCUCCAUCCUGUCUUUUAACCUGGAGCACAGACUCACCUGGUUGCCAGGCGAUGGGACACCCACAUCCACCCUCUUUAGAGUGCAAAGACAUCUGGAAAGGCAGCUGUGGCUGGACGUGGCAGGCUGUGUGUCUGUGGGCUGGAGCGAGUCAUGUGACCUGACGUCCUUCCUAGAUGACAUGUAUGAGGCCUAUGUGAUGCGAGUACAGGCCUUCAGUCCCCACGGCAACGCCACGUCUCCAUGGACACCAUCCCAGACAUUUCAUCCCAUCGCAGAUACUGUGCUAGGGCCCCCUGUACUGCAGGUGUCUGGCUGUGGCGCUUGUCUCCAGCUGCACAUCAGUCCUCCCACCACUAGAGGGCAGCGCCAAAUGAUCAACUUCCUGUACCGCACACUCAGGGCCAACCUCACCCGCACCAGAGACAGAGCACAGUUCAGUCUGAGUGUCCAAUCAGGGGAGAAUAUGAUUGGCUACCUGGAACCAGAGGCGGAGUACUGUGUGACUGUUGUCGUGGUUACGACCUCUAACCUCAACACCAUGCCAUCUCAUCCUCACUGUGUGUACACCAGCCCUGCAUCUGUCAACACAGUCCUCUGUGUCCUCUCUAUCAGUGUCUCCUCCUUGGAUGUCUACUCAGCUGCAGCUGCAGGACCCAGUACAUGUGAUCACUGACCAGCCAGAGCAAACACACACACACACACACACACACUGAUCACUGACCAGCCAGAACACACACACACUGAUCACUGACCAGCCAGAGCACACACACACACACACACACACACACACACACACACACACACACACACACAUACACACACACACACACAUACACACACAGGAGAAUCACCAGGGACAGAACACAGAGAUGCAGCACACAAUACACACAACAUGUGAGCACACAACAAACAGUAGCAGAACUCUCUCUCACACACACACACACACACACACACACACACACACACACACACACACACAAAGGCUCUCAGAGGCAAUGGAGACAUAGCCUGAGUCCAUGUUAAAUAUCUCCAGUAUCUUCACAAGAAGAAAUUGUUUUUUACUUGAUUUUUGCAUGAUUACUGUAAUGGAAUUAGCUUAUAUUGGAUUGGUUAACGAGCUGCAUUAGCUUAUAUUGGAUUGGUUAACGAGCUGCAUUAGCUUAUAUUAGAUUGGUUAACGAGCUGCAUCUAGUGGGCACACUGAGUCUGAUGCCCUUCACAGCGCAGCUCAUCUCAUUUACUGAAACCAAUGCCCCUCAUUCAAGCGUUACUCAAAAGACUACAAGCUUCCAAGAAUCUUUCCCAAAUCUUUCCCAAGUCUGUCGCCCACAUUGAUCCUACUGCUCGGGGUUCCUGUUUUGUUAUUUUGUUAUUAAUGAUUUGUAAAGCACUUUGGAUCAUCCUGCUUGUGUAGAAUUUGCUAUAGAAAUAAACUGACUUGACUUGAA